AUUUUUUCUGUAUUCCUGAUUUCUUGCUAAUUUGUGUCAAGUUUAAAAGAAAUUAUAUUCGGACACUAAUUCAGAAGACUUGAGCCCAAGGUUUUGACAAGUUCUGUGUUUUCAGAGUAUUUUUGUAAGGAGCUAGCAGCUAACUAGCUUGUCGUUGUGUUCAGUUUAAUAAUGACAUGUAGUUUAAUUUGACUUUAGGAUGUCAGCCGCCUCGGUUUCGCUGCUUCUUUUGGUUUAAUGAGUCAUGUUAAGACUUGUUGGUUUUUUCAGUGCGGUUCGGACUGUUUGCAGCGCUGCAGAAAGUAUGGCUAAAGGAACGUUCUUCUACGCGGUGAGGAAAGGAAUCAAACCAGGAGUCUACAAGACGUGGGAUGAAUGUAACCAGGUAGACAAAUUCCCAUGUGCCUCCUAUAAGAAGUUUGCUUCAGAGAAAGAUGCCUGGGCGUUUGUCAGAGGAGUCCAGCCGUCCGCAGUUCCAGAGGUGACAGAAGGAGUGCAGAGUGAUGGGUCCUCGUAUAGUCUACUUCCUAAGCGAGGCCCAGAGCCUCUGGAGUACAUCCCUAUUGGUCAGAAGAGGUGUCACUCAGGCGAGGAGGUGGAGUCAGUCCCCAAACGAGUCAAACUGUCAGACUGCAGCAGCUUAUCAUCAGAAGCCACAGAUGGAUUCACAUACAUGGGUGACGCUGUGGUUGUUUUUACUGAUGGCUGCUGCUCGGCUAACGGACGGCGCGGCGCCCGAGCUGGCAUCGGCGUAUGGGGCCACAAUAACCCGCUAAAUGUUUCCGAGCGGCUGCCAGGACGACACAACCAGAGGGCGGAGCUCCAGGCUGCCUGCAGAGCUCUGGAACAAGCCAAAGAAAAGAACAUCAAGAAGCUGGUUCUUUACACAGACAGCAAGUUCACCAUCAACGGUGUGACCAAGUGGGUAAAGAACUGGAAAGUCAACAACUGGAGGCUGAAGUCUGGAGGUCCAGUCACCAACAAAGAAGACUUUGUGAAGCUGGACCAGCUGAACACAGAGGUUGAUGUUGUCUGGUUGCACAUUCCGGGUCACUCCGGCUACAAAGGUAACGAGGAGGCGGACCGACUGUCCAGAGAAGGAGCCGCGCAGCCUUCACAGGAUGAAGGAAGUUUGGACUGAGGGGCGCA
This is a messenger RNA of Thalassophryne amazonica, 1149 nucleotides long. RefSeq names its product ribonuclease H1-like. Gene Ontology annotation, biological process: DNA replication, removal of RNA primer. NCBI's taxonomy places the organism in Eukaryota, Metazoa, Chordata, Actinopteri, Batrachoidiformes, Batrachoididae. Gene Ontology annotation, molecular function: nucleic acid binding; magnesium ion binding; RNA-DNA hybrid ribonuclease activity. The record is from RefSeq and is a predicted model, not a curated record.